GCAGUGUUUCAUAUCCCUCUCAACCUCUUCCUCAGAUAAAAACCCCCCAGUAUCUUUCAGAUGUUUUCUCUCUCUCUCCAUGUGUGCUGGGUUCUAGAGCUCCUAAACGUACCUGGUGUGAUCGGCUGGUUUGUCUAAGUGAAUCCAUAACGUGCGGUUAUAAAAGGAUUAUUUUGAUGUUGUGAGGAUGUUCCUGUUCCUGCUUUGGACUUUUUGCCUCGGUACUAAAGCACAACCCUUACAGGAGAAUACAGUCGCUCUUGAUCCUUGCUCUGCCUACAUUAGUCUGAAUGAACCUUGGAGGAAUACUGAAUACCAGUUCAAUGAUUCUGUCGACCAGCCUGAGUGUGACAGCCAUGUUGAUGGAGAAUGGUAUCGCUUCACAGGGAUGGCGGGCGAUGCCAUGCCCACCUUCUGCAUCCCUGAGAACCACUGUGGGACCCAUGCCCCUGUCUGGCUGAACGGCAGCCACCCUCAAGAGUCAGAUGGCAUUGUCCAAAGGCAGGCUUGUGCAACCUUUAAUGGAAACUGCUGCCUCUGGAACACAACUGUGGAGGUCAAGGCCUGUCCAGGGGGCUAUUAUGUGUAUCAUUUAAACAAACCAAGUGUCUGCUACCAUGCCUACUGUGGACAUUUCUAUGACAUCUGUGAUGUGGUUGAUUGUCGAGGCUCCUGUCUGGACACUGGAGACUGUCUGUGCUCUUUGGGGACAACACUGGGACCAGAUGGACAGACAUGUCUUGAUGAAAAUGAAUGUGAAAGAAACAAUGGAGGCUGCAGUGAGAUCUGCAUCAACCUGAAGAAUUCCUACCGUUGUGAAUGUGGAGUUGGACGCGUGCUGGGGAAGGAUGGAAAGACCUGUGAAGAGAUUGAAGGGUGUCACAACAAAAAUGGAGGCUGCAGCCAUACUUGUGUCAUGGUGGAAGACAAUUACCAGUGCGAGUGUCCACGGGGCCUUGCUUUGUCAGAAGAUGGCCACACAUGCCAAGUCCCAGUUCUGUGCAAAUCUACCUCCAUAGAAGUGAACAUCCCUAAAGAUCUGGUUGGAGGGAUGGAUCUUUCACUCAUCAAUGGGUCAUGCAAAGGAGUUUCCAAUGGCACACAUGUCAAUAUUGUCUUCUCCUUGAAAUCCUGUGGCACAACUGUAGAGGUGGCAAAUGACAAAAUCAUCGCUACCAAUAUGGUGACCGGCUUGCCAAAACAAACUCCUGGUAGUAAUGGUGACAUCAUUGUCCGAACCGGCAAGCUGCUGAUCCCUAUAACUUGUGAAUUCCCUCGCCAGUACACCAUCUCGGAGGGUUACAUUCCCAAUGUUAAGAACACACCGCUGGAGAUUAUGAGCCGCAACCGAGGUGUCUUCCCAUUCACUCUUGAGAUUUUCAAAGACAGCGAUUUUGAAGAGACCUACAGGGACACUCUCCCGACUCUCAAACUCAGAGAUUCUUUGUAUUUUGGGAUUGAGCCGUUGGUACACGUGAGUGGUCUGGAGACCUUGGUGGAGAGCUGCUUUGCGACCCCAACCUCCAAGGCUGAUGAGAUUCUGAAGUACUACUUAAUCCAGGAUGGCUGUCUUUCAGAUGAAUCUGUGAAGCAAUACACGUCAAAGGAUCAUCUUGCCAAGCACUUCCAGGUUCCAGUGUUCAAAUUUGUGGGUAAAGACAACAAGGAGGUCUUCCUACACUGCCGUGUCCUUGUGUGUGGAGUCACAGAUGAGAGAUCGCGAUGCGCCCAGGGCUGCCACAGACGGAUGCGCAGGUGGGCUGAGAGAGAGGAAGAGAACACUGGCCACAUAACUAAUCGUAUCCUGAUAGGUGGCCCAAUUAGAAUUGACGUGGAGGAGUAGCUCUGCUUUAUGAACAUGGUGCCCCUCUAGCAGUCAAGAGUUUGCCUUUUUUUCCUUUUCCUCACCAUUUUCUUCUCCUCACAUAAAGCUGAUAACCUCCUUUUUUAAAGAUCAAAACACAUGCAGUUCUGCAUCUAAAUGCUAUUUGAUCACUGUAGUGACCUUAAUGGGUCACAUGAUUCACAGGAUCAAAAUGGGUAACACCUUCUGUCAAGGAAUCCAAAUAUUAUUGGAGCUGACCUAGCCCUGCCUGGAAAAGAAGGCUGUGUAUCCACUGACAGUGGAAGGAUUAGUCUGAGUUCCUGCAUUCCUUCUAGAGGGAGGGGUGAGCUUCACCCACCUCUCCCUCUUCUGUAAAUCAUGUAGAUUUCACUGAUCUGGGAAUCUACAUGAAGAACCUAUAAUUUAUGCUAUUUCUCAUUAAAUUACCUUGUCUCUUUUGUGUCCCUUUCUCUCCUUUCUGUGGACUUCUUGAGAAGGAGAUAGCACCCUAAAACCUUGCCCGUGCUAUGUCUCAAAACUGAAUCAAGAAAUACACUGUGUGCAAUUGUAAAAAACACAUAUUUUGGAAACGGUAGCUAGUGCUUACAGUGGUGAAAACUGCACAUAUUUUGACUUACCAGUGAAUGUUGGUAGAAAGCCCAUUGGAGAGGGCUCAUAUUUUUUUCUGGUGUCCCUUUCAUUCUAUCAUUGGAUUCCUGAUUUAGAGAAUAUUUACUUUUUGCAUUGCAUUGAAUAAAUUACUCGUGUCCUGUUGUCCUAUACUACUCCAUGAGAGGCGUAAAAUGAGAAUGUCAGAAAGCUAUGAGCCUACCAACCUACACUCUUCAGGGGUGACACCAUGAUCUCAGGAUACCUUAUGAUAGGAAACAGGAGGGACAUAUAAUUUAAUGAUGAAAUGAUGGAACAGGGUCAAUGAUGCGAGGCAGGUACACUGUUGGAUAAUGCAAACACUGUUACUGUCAUGCAAGAACAGCUGUGAGAAUUUCAGAGAAUCCAGAGCCAGAGAAUGGGGUAUAGUUACUGCAAGAUCGGUUUAGAAAAGGAAUUUCGGUGCUGUUUUUAAUCACAGAGUAACAGGCAAAAUGUCAGUGAGACUUCCAUUUAGAAUAAGUGGCAAUUUGAUAAAAAAAAACAUGUGAGCAGAGGCUAUGAUCUGGAACAUCUAAGAGAUAUAUUUGGAAUAACAAGAAUUAUUAUACAAAUAUAUUUAGGUUUACCACAUGGAGUUGUAAAAUAAUAGUAAUUAUAAGUAGCCAGAAGUUAUUGGCAAUUUCUGAUGUUAUCUUAAACUACAUAUGCAAUGAAAUAAAAGAUUUACAACUGC
This is a messenger RNA of Pogona vitticeps (central bearded dragon), 3170 nucleotides long. RefSeq names its product oncoprotein induced transcript 3 (gene OIT3). Lineage: Eukaryota; Metazoa; Chordata; Lepidosauria; Squamata; Agamidae. The record is from RefSeq and is a predicted model, not a curated record. Gene Ontology annotation, molecular function: calcium ion binding.